Dimorphilus gyrociliatus is the source of this 1499-nucleotide messenger RNA. The record is from the annotation of a GenBank genome assembly. Lineage: Eukaryota; Metazoa; Annelida; Polychaeta; Dinophilidae.
AGUCAAUUGUAGUUUCCGACAUUAUGUUGAAGUAUUUAGUUCUACUUAGCACGAUCGGCUUUCUUCAAGCCUCAGAGGUCCUCGACUUGACCGAUGCUGACUUCGCCGACAAAGUAAAACAGCAUGGUAUAAUGCUUGUAAAAUUCUAUGCUCCAUGGUGCGGACAUUGUAAGAGACUUGCACCCGAAUUUGAUAAAGCAGCUUCACUCUUGUCAGCUAACGAUCCACCAGUUACUUUGGCAAAGCUUGAUUGUACCGUUGAAACAAAAACUUGUGGCAAAUACGGAGUAUCCGGAUAUCCAACCUUGAAGAUUUUCCGAUCAGAUCCUGAGAACUCUGAAGAUUAUAAUGGACCAAGAGAACAUGAUGGUAUCUUCAAAUACAUGCGCUCCAAGGCUGGACCAAGUUCAAAAAAUGUUGAAUCAGUUGACGGUAUGGAAAGUUUCUUGAAAACUCAAGAUGUUACUAUUGUUGGAUUUUUCGAUUCUAAUGAAAACGAAUUGGCCAAACAAUUCUCCAAAUUGGCCGAUGCAAUGAGCGAAGACUUCCGUUUUGGUCACUCUUUCGAAAGUAGUGUUUCUGAGAAAUACAGCUUCAGCAACAAUAUCGUUUUAUUCAGACCAAAAAGACUUCAAAGCAAAUUUGAAGAUGCCCAAGUUAAGUACGAGGGAUCUGCUACCAUACCUGCCAUGAAGGAGUGGGUUAGAGAUAAUGUCCACGGUUUGUGCGGCCACCGUACAACUGGAAACACCGAUCAAUUUAAGAACCCUCUGGUUGUUGCUUAUUAUGACGUUGACUAUGUUAAAAACACUAAAGGAACCAACUAUUGGAGAAACAGAGUUAUGAAGAUAGCUAAAGAAUUGAAUGCAGCUGGGAAGAAAGUCAACUACGCUAUCUCCAAUAGAGACGAUUUCUCUCAAGAGCUCAGCGAAUUCGGAAUUGAGGCUCCUUCCGAUAAACCAGUUGUUGCUGGAAGAAACGAUAAGGAUCAAAAAUUCAUUAUGGAAGGCGAAUUUUCCAUGGAUAGAUUGAAACAAUUUGUUGUCGAUUUGGUUGAUGAUAAAUUGACUCCUUAUUUAAAAUCUGAAGCUAUUCCAGAAACUAAUGAAGAACCAGUUAAAGUUGUUGUUGCUAAAGAAUUUGAUAAGAUUGUUAAUGAUGACUCGAAGGACGUGCUCAUCGAAUUCUAUGCCCCAUGGUGCGGACAUUGCAAGAGCCUUGCUCCCAAAUACGAUGAACUCGCCGGCAAAUUAGAAAAUGAACCUUCCAUAACUAUUGCCAAAAUGGAUGCCACAGCAAACGAUGUGCCGAAACCAUAUGAAGUGCACGGAUUCCCAACUAUCUACUUUGCCCCUAAAGGUCAAAAAGAUAGUCCACGCAAGUACGAAGGAGGAAGAGAAGUUAAAGACUUCCUUAAAUAUCUAGCUAAGGAAUCUACUGAUCCUUUAGUCGGAUAUGAUCGUAAUGGAAAGAAGUUGAAGAAGAAGACUGAACUAUAA